CGGAGGGCCCUGGACGCCCGCCCUGGGCGCUUCGGGACCGAGUCUUCGCCGGCGGCGGAGGCGGCCGCACGGGCAGUCUAGCCUCUGUGCGCGCGGCGCCCGCGCUCUUCGGCCCCAGCCCGGCCCCUCCUCGCCCAGCCAUGCCGCCGCCCGCGCCGCCCACCGAACUGGUGCCGUCGGAACGCGCCGUGGUGCUGCUGUCGUGCGUGCUCUCCGCGCUCGGCUCGGGCUUGCUGGUGGCCACGCACGCCCUGUGGCCCGACCUGCGCAGCCGAGCGCGGCGCCUGCUGCUCUUCCUGUCGCUGGCCGACCUGCUGUCGGCCGUCUCCUACUUCUAUGGGGUGCUACAGGACUUCUCGGGCCCCUCGUGGGACUGCGUGCUGCAGGGCGCGCUCUCCACCUUCGCCAACACUAGCUCUUUCUUCUGGACCGUGGCCAUCGCCCUCUACUUGUACCUCAGCAUCGUCCGCGCCACGCGUGGACACGGGGGACUCCUGCUCUGGGCCUUCCAUGUCGUCAGCUGGGGGGUCCCGCUGACCAUCACCGUGGCGGCUGUCAUUCUAAAGAAGAUCGGCUACGACGCCUCGGACGUGUCCGUGGGCUGGUGCUGGAUCGACCUGGAGGCAGAGGACCGUGUCCUGUGGAUGCUGCUGACCGGGAAGCUGUGGGAGAUGCUGGCCUACGUCACGCUGCCCGUGCUGUACCUCCUCAUCAGGAAGCACAUCAACAGGGCGCACGAGGCGCUCUCCGAGUACCGGCCCAUCCUGUCCGAGGCCCACCGGCUGCAGCACCACAGCUCCAUGGCCGACAAGAAGCUGGUCCUCAUCCCGGUCAUCUUCAUCUGCCUCCGGGUGUGGAGCACCGUGCGGUUCGUCCUGACCCUCUGUGGCUCCCCGGCCGUGCAGACCCCGGUGCUGGUCGUUCUGCACGGCAUCGGGAACACGUUUCAGGGAGGUGCCAACUGCAUCAUGUUCGUCCUCUGCACCCGCGCCGUCCGGACCCGGCUCCUCUCCCUCUGCUGCUGCUGCUGCCCUCCCCAGGCUCCUGCGGAGAGCCCGGCCGGCCCGCCCAAGGCUCCUGCGCCCUCCAAGCCGGGAGACGCAGGGACCCCGGUGGACCCCCGAUGAACGUCCACGCACCUGAGCUCUUCCCCCCCAGUUCUGUGUGUGGGUGCUCCCUCCCUGGGAGGACGGGUGGCACCGAGUCCCACUGCAGGAAGUGGGCAGGGAUGUCCGCCACUCCGGAAGCCUUCCUGCUACCCGCGGUCUGAGCCGAGAGGCGGAGAAGUGAUGGGGGCCUUCUGCUGGGGAAGCUCUUGGCCCUGCUGGCAGGGACAGCCGGACACUCAGCUUCUUCUACCUCCUAGACUCUCAGGUGGCACGUGUCCACAUGCACCCGUGUCCCGCUGCACCCAAGGGGUCUGUCUGCCCGAGGGCUGGCAAUGAGAUGCGGGGAGACCGGCGGUGCGCGAUUGCUGCCAGGUUGCCUUGUGGCCCAGUGGUCAUCGGCUUCCGAGGACCCACCCCUGUGGGCUAAGCAGAACGAGAGAUGUCCCCCAGGUACCCGUCCUAAAUGAAAUGUCAGGGGUUACCGGCAAUGUGGCCCCGCCGAGAUGUCAUGGAGCAGAUGGCCGGUGUGUCGUGGUGGUGACCUUCCCCGGAGAGCAUGGCCUUUCAGAAAGAGCCAGUCACCUCGAACCCAGUUCCCGUGAGGUUUCCUGGUGAAUGUUGUGAGCACAGCCCAGCACAGCUGCUCGGGGCUGCGGGUCCCCUCGGAACCAGCCCGGGUCUCUCUGGGGGUCGCCGGCCGUGGGUGUGGAGGGCACUCGAAUCCAGACCCCUGCCUCCCUCCACCAGUCACUUCAGACACAGGCGCCCUCCUCCAAGGCCAGGGCUGGGACAGGAGCAAGGAAGGCCACUGCAGGGACCCCCUGGGGAGCGUCCCCUCUAUCCCCUAUCUCUCAGGUCUGUGCCUGUGGACACUGGGAUAAGGUGUGUUGGGAGGGGUCUGGCUUCUUCACGUCCUGGUUUAGUUUGUAUAGGAAAGGUGGCCAGAGAGUUCAUGAGUGGUCCAAAUACUGAUCCCUCCCCGAAGGUGAAGGUUUGGGAGUUGGCUGGGGAAGUGAUACGGGGUGGUUAUUUACACGUAAGAGAGAAAGGAGUUACAAUAAGCAUGUGUGUGUCUACACUCUGUGCCUCUUCCACCAGCCCUUCCCUCUACUUCAGAAAACUUGCUCUGUGAAGCCGCAGAGAAAGCCAUUGGCUGGGGACAGGAAGUGUAAGUGUCACCGCCAGAGCCUUGGGUGGAAAGUACCAUCGACCCGAUGGGGGUCUCUCCCUCGGGGUCCACGAGAGCUCUGUGAAACCGAGAUGGCUCAUGGGACCCGCAAAGCGGUUCUGGGUUAAAACCGACGGUGCAGCGUCCUGUGGGCACCUGUUUUGCUCUCACAAGCAAACCUGCAACAGGAGGAGAACCCGCAAGGAACGGUCCUCUGCAGAACUCGGUCCAAAAUGCCCGGGUUUUGGUUUCUUUUAAAAAGUUUCUUUAGGAACAUCAGCAAGAGGUAAACAUCCCCUCAGGAUUCCGAGAAAGCUCAGGGCCGCACCCCAGAAAGCCGGCCGGUCUGGCAAGCUCCUUACAGAAACGGUUCCCCCAAAACGUGACAGCAGAUCACAGGCACGUGGCUGGUCCAGACCCUCGAGUGAGCUUCUCGAAUGCAGCAGAAACUCAGGAAGCCGCUUGCC
Molecule: messenger RNA, 2744 nt
Organism: Phyllostomus discolor (pale spear-nosed bat)
Lineage: Eukaryota; Metazoa; Chordata; Mammalia; Chiroptera; Phyllostomidae
Gene: GPR157
Product: G protein-coupled receptor 157
Exons: 4
Coding region: 141-1127 (328 amino acids)
Biological process (GO): cell surface receptor signaling pathway; adenylate cyclase-activating G protein-coupled receptor signaling pathway
Cellular component (GO): plasma membrane
Molecular function (GO): G protein-coupled receptor activity
Source: RefSeq, a predicted model, not a curated record